Messenger RNA from Phragmites australis (common reed), 1861 nucleotides. Its product is annotated as RHOMBOID-like protein 9, chloroplastic. The record is from RefSeq and is a predicted model, not a curated record. Gene Ontology annotation, molecular function: serine-type endopeptidase activity. Lineage: Eukaryota; Viridiplantae; Streptophyta; Magnoliopsida; Poales; Poaceae. The transcript is spliced from 7 exons. Bases 163 to 1674 code for a protein of 503 amino acids. Gene Ontology annotation, cellular component: membrane.
UCCUGAGCAGGACCCACAAGCGCCAGCGUACGGCGCGCCAUUGGGCCGGCCGCCGAUAAGGCGGGGCCGCGCCCCAGCCGUCAGUCUCCGCCCCGUCUCUGCCACUCCUCGGCCACGCACUUGCUUCACCGCCAAGCCCUGCCACAACCACUAACCUUGGGCAUGUGUAUACGCCGUUGCAGCAGCCCAGUUCGAGCCAGCGUCUGGAUCCGAUGGCCACUUGCUCGUCUGCAUCUUCCAGCUGCUGCACGUAAGAGAGAAGGCGAAACGCGCGCGCGAGGCGCCGAUAUACGCAAGCAGGGUACCGCUCUAAUUUCCAUCCCAGAAAUGAGGCAUCUAAUGGCAGGGGUAGUUAAAUGGAAAUUGAUUUCUUGUGAACAGCUCGAUCAUAAAGGAGUUACAACAGACAGAUUGUUAUUAAGAUCUAAUAGCCCUAUGUGUCACAGCUCCCUACAUAUUGGCCACUUUGGGAACCGUAACAGCCUCAUUUUCCAUUCUUUGAAGUCAAUAUUAAGACCAAAGCUGAGACGGUAUGUCGUUGUCAAGGUGCACAAUAAAGAAGCUGACGAGAACUGCAGCUCUAAAUUUGCUUAUGAGGACAAUGAGAUAUUUUCUAGUGCAUAUCAAAGAAAAGAUGGAAAUCAACUGAGGGCAUUGGAAUCUUAUUUUUCUAAACUAAAUCCCGAAAAAGCUCAGCAGCUAUGUUCUUUGCCUCAAAAGAAAAAACACAAAAGUGGCCUGCCGUCCUCAAAUGAAGGUGAAGCAAGCAUUGUUAGUGAUAAUGCCAAUUUCAAGAACAGGAUAAACUCGUUGCAGGUACACUAUAGUGAAGGAAACAUAGGUACCAGGAGUUACCGCAACACUUCCUCUGAGGAUUACAAGGACUACUUGAUAUUUGAUGAAAAUAAUUUCCUGGACAUGCAUAAAGAUGAUCAAGCAUCCAGUUUCUUUUUGACAAACUUAUUGGCUGCUAUCAAUAUUGCAGUUCUGUUAUUCGAAAUAGCAAGUCCAGUGAAAGAUUCUGAAAAUGAAUAUUUAUCUCUCCCUUUGAUGUAUGGUGCCAAGAUAAACAACUUAAUACUUUCAGGGGAGUGGUGGAGACUACUAACACCAAUGUGCCUGCACUCUGGUUUCUUACAUGUAGCCCUUGGAUGUUGGGUGUUGCUUACAUUUGGACCUCGAGUGUGUAGAGCAUAUGGUCAAAUGACGUUUUUUCUUAUAUACAUAUUUGGAGGAGUCUGCGGUAAUUUCACAAGUUUUAUUCACACACCAGAGCUAACUGUUUGUGGCACAGGCCCAGUAUUUUCUCUAAUUGGAGCAUGGCUUGUCUAUCAGAGUCAAAAUAAGCAAGUCAUUGACAAGAAUGUUUCAGAAAGUAUGUUCUGGCAAGCUGUGAUAGCUGCAGCAUUGAGCUUCCUACUGAGCAUUUUUGGGGGAAUUGACAACUGGGCACAUCUUGGGGCGAUCUUUUCUGGAUUUUUCUUCGGUUAUCUUAUAUGCCCAAGCAUAGAAUUGGACAAUGCUGCUAAGAACGGUCAAAAGGAGGUUGUGGCUGUUGUUAGGCGACAAGCCGAUCCAUGCAAAUCAGUUGCCAUCUUUACCAUAAGUAUACUCACACUUGUUGUACUCACCUUCGCUUACGGGACACAGUUCAAUGUUAUGGAUCUAGAAUAGCUCGCCAACUGUAUUUCAUAAUGUGAAAUGAGCACGAGAUGUAAAUAAUUAGUUUGUAGUAUGGACCAAUUAUAUAUAUUCAGGUUAGUACAAUCUCUUUUUUUUUUGUAGUCGAGAUUUGUAAUAGAGGUUACAUAUAAAUUUUAGGGAGGUUACAUAUGUUAUUUUAUUUGUGUUACUUUGUCCA